Molecule: messenger RNA, 1425 nt
Organism: Aspergillus nomiae NRRL 13137
Lineage: Eukaryota; Fungi; Ascomycota; Eurotiomycetes; Eurotiales; Aspergillaceae
Product: salicylate 1-monooxygenase SalA
Exons: 2
Coding region: 1-1425 (474 amino acids)
Biological process (GO): secondary metabolite biosynthetic process
Molecular function (GO): FAD binding
Source: RefSeq, a predicted model, not a curated record
AUGCUCACCAGCAUCCUAUCGCGCCUACGCCCAUCAUGGCUCCCUCCGUUCCAAACAAACCCAACCCCAACAACCAGCCAGGAUCCCGAAGCCCCACCCCUCGACAUCGAAGAUGAGCCCCUCGAAGUAGCCAUCAUAGGCUGCGGCAUCAUCGGAGCAAUCCUUGCCCUCGGCCUCCUGGCCAAAAAUAUCAAGGUAACAGUGUACGAGCAAGCCCGGAGUCCCCCUGAGACCGGCGCAGGAAUCGCCUUCACGGCCAAUGCCCGACGGUGCAUGUCAAUGAUCGACCAACGUAUCGUCGACUGUGUGGCCGCCGUGGCUACGACAAACGGGGACCCAAGUAAUCCGAACAAUAAUAUGCACUUCGUUGAUGGGUAUAAUCAUGACCCGGAUGGUCUGGAUGAUAUGACCUGGAAGAAGCUCUAUGCGUUGGCGACAGGGCCGAAGGGGUUUGAGGGGUGUCAUCGGGCGCAUUUCCUGGAGGAAGUUAUCAGGCUUAUUCCCGGGGGUGUGGUGAAGUUAGGGAAGAGGCUGGACCGGGUGGAGGAUUAUGGGGUGGGCAAGGUUUUAUUGAGGUUUUGCGAUGGGAGUGUUGGGAGGGCGGAUGCUGUUAUCGGAUGCGAUGGGAUCAAGUCUCGUGUGCGCGAGCUCAUCCUGGGCGAAGGUAAUCCCGCCUCCUAUCCGCAUUAUACACACAAGGUGGCCUAUCGAGGGCUAGUCCCCAUGCAAGAAGCGACCGCUCGACUGGGUCACUACCGCGCGCACAACCAGCAUAUGUAUGGCGGUCCGAACGCGCACGUCCUUCACUUUCCUGUUGCCAAGCAGACUCUAAUGAACGUGGUGGCCUUCGUCACGGACCCCAAUGACUGGCCUCUCGACCGCAGUAUGUCGCAGCUGGCGACUAAAGAUGAAGUGGCUGGUGCCUUUGCGGAUUGGGGCCCGACAGUGAGAGCUAUCAUCGAUCUACUGCCUGUUGAGUUGGAGAAAUGGGGUGUUUUCGAUUCUCUGGAAUACCCUGCGCCGACUUACUCGCAUGGACGUGUGUGUAUCGCUGGUGAUGCGGCUCAUGCGUCGUCGCCGCAUCAUGGAGCCGGUGCUGGGAUUGGGAUUGAGGAUGGAUUGGCGUUGACUGUUUUGUUGGACAUGGUGCAAUCACGUAUUAAGACUCCAGGCGGACGGAAGACUGUGGCUCUCCAGGCCGCGUUUGCGGCGUUCAGUGCGGUGCGUCGUGAGCGGUCUCAAUGGUUGGUGAGAAGUAGUCGUGAAGCUUGUGAGAUCUAUGAGUGGAAUUAUCCGCACUGUGGCUCGGAUAUGGACAAGGGGUAUGAUGACAUCAAACGGCGGUCUCAUAAGAUCUGGCAUUUUGAUAUCGAUGGUAUGUUGAGACAAUUGGAAGUAGAGUAUAGAAGACAUUUCGGAGCGUGA